Molecule: messenger RNA, 687 nt
Organism: Parnassius apollo (apollo)
Lineage: Eukaryota; Metazoa; Arthropoda; Insecta; Lepidoptera; Papilionidae
Source: the annotation of a GenBank genome assembly
AUGUCUGAAAAGUUUUCCAGCAGAUUACUAAAGCCGACCCCUGAACUUCUUCAACUGUCAUCGAAACAAUUAGCCAAAAAGAAGAUUUGUAUCAGGCAUUUCGAACAUCAAUAUCUUGAUGGCUUCACGAGGAAAUACCACGGUUAUCCUACUCUACUGACUGAAGAAGAAUUAGCUUGUGGAGUACCCAGUCAAUCCAUCACUGACUAUUAUGAUCAUACUUACUGUAAAAGAAGGCAAGGUAUGGAAGAAGCAGCUCCUGAAAUAAUUAAAAAGCCAAAAUAUAGUAAAGAAUACAUGCUAGUUAAUUUAGAUGAUUCACAAAAUAGUAAAAGAGAAAAUACUGGAGAGACUUCUGUGUCAGAUGACAUCACCAUGUUGUCAAAGCCAUCAACUUCUCAGCAAAGUUAUUACAUCUCCAUGUCGCCAAAACCAUCAACUUCUCAGCAAAGUUAUGAUGUCCCCAUUUCACCAAAGCCAAAGUUUUUAAUUAUUGACAAACAAGUGCACAGCUCAUCUGAUAAUGAACAACCAGUUCCCGAUAGUAAUGAUAAUAGAAACCUUAGUUGUUCAUCUGAAGUAAAUUUAUCAGGAAAUAUGGUCUCCUCCAUAUUUGAAGAAAAAAAUAAAUGUAAAUGCGAGGAGUUACACUUCAGGAUAUAUUAUAAGAAAACUGUGUCAAAAUAA